Messenger RNA from Pelagomonas calceolata, 804 nucleotides. NCBI's taxonomy places the organism in Eukaryota, Pelagophyceae, Pelagomonadales, Pelagomonadaceae. The record is from the annotation of a GenBank genome assembly.
CGAUCAAACGCAGCCCACGUGGUACGCUGCCGGUUUUGCACCACUACAGAGAGGAGAGCAUUGCUGUACGCAAGUCUGAUCCGCUUUGCAAACGAGAAAAGAAACGCAUCGCUGCAAUCAAUAACAAGCAACCAUGCCCAAAGCCCUCGUCGUUUUUGGCAGCGAGUCCGGCACGGCCGAGAAAGCUAUUAAGGAACUCGCGGCGCAGUGGAAGGCCGCGGGCGCCUGGACCGUCGUGGAUGUCAUCGACGGCAACGCCGCCGCGAAGCAGGGCCUGGAAACGCUCGCGACGAGCCACGACGCGAUCAUCAUCGCGACGUCGUCGUUUCGCCAGGGCGACGCGCCGUACAACUACGACGAUUUUCUCGGGGCGCUGUAUCGGGCGACCUUCAAAGCCGAGUCGCCGUUCCAGGGGUGCCAGCACGCCGUGUUGGGCUUCGGCGACUCGCAUUUUGAUACCUACAUGAACUGCCCGCGCUUGACGGAUUCGCUGCUGGAGAAGUGCGGGAGCCGGCGCAUGGUGAAACGGGCGGAGAUCGAUGUCCGGGAGAAGGAGCGAGGCGUCAAGGACAUGGCGACCUGGGCAGCAGCCGUGGACGCCGCCCUGAAAAACCUGCCGGACCCCUCGUCGAAACCCGCGUGCAUCUGGGACGAGAACACGUCGACCUACGACAAGUCCCUCGAGUAUGAUGAUGACGAGGAGGAGGUCGCGGUACAGUCGGGGUCGUCGCUCUAUUUCUACGGGUCGGUCGUCGCGGCCGCCGCGGCGCUCUACUACCUCCUCUUCGCAUAAUUAUUAACAAC